GUCUGUCUGUCUGUCUGUCUGUCUGUCUGUCUGUCUGUCUGUCUGUCUAUCUAUCUAUCUAUCUAUCUAUCUAUCUAUCUAUCUAUCUAUCUAUCUAUCUAUCUAUCUAUCUAUCUAUCUAUCUAUCUAUCUAUCUAUCUAUCUAUCUAUCUAUCUAUCUAUCUAUCUAUCUGUCUGUCUGUCUGUCUGUCUGUCUGUCUAUCUAUCUAUCUAUCUAUCUAUCUAUCUAUCUAUCUAUCUAUCUAUCUAUCUAUCUAUCUAUCUAUCUAUCUAUCUAUCUAUCUAUCUAUCUAUCUCAAAACUGAAAUCAUUUCGUCUUACACUCAGAACACCCUGGGCCACAUUUCUCCGGGCAUUUCGGGCUACCUGCGCCUGCGCACUCCGUCGCCGAGCUGCCCAGGCACCCCUCCCACGGGGGGCGGAGUGAAGGGCGACCUGCGCCGUCUGAUGGGCAGCCUGGACCUGACAUCUCCCGAGCGGCCGCCAGUGUCGACGCCCAACUGGCACGAUCAUGUGUCGCCCGCGCCGUUGACGAGCUCGCCGGAGAUGACCGAGUGCCCGUUCGCGCUGCCGCCCGACGUCGGCAGCGGAUUUGUCUUGGAGCCCCCCGUGGCAGCUUCGUCAAGUCACACGCCGGCGCAGCGCAAGUUCCGGCUGACCCGCACGCGUUCACUGCCCGACCUGCGACAGGAGGCCGCGGCGCCGGAGUUCCUGCGAAACCGGCUGAUUCUGCAGACCGACGACACGGUUUACCUGCCGUUCAUCCUUCGCAAGGAGUACGUGAUACGCACCAAGCUGCGCGUCUCCUUCAGCCUGCUCAAGCCCCCCGUGGUCAAGCGGUCGCACAGCGAGGGUCACGUCACAGAGGUCACCUUCCUGCAGCAGUCCUACUGCGGCUACUGGGACGAGACCGACACCGAGAUGGAGGCGUCCGACUGGCGCGUGGACGAAGGGUGCAACUUCUUCGACCUGUGCUACUUCCGCUGCAAGUGCUGCAAGAAGCACGCCGGUCCAAUGGCCGCUGCGCGAUGACCGCAGACGACACUGUUCGGGUCGACACGUGACCACGCA
Molecule: messenger RNA, 1071 nt
Organism: Rhipicephalus sanguineus (brown dog tick)
Lineage: Eukaryota; Metazoa; Arthropoda; Arachnida; Ixodida; Ixodidae
Exons: 4
Coding region: 448-1032 (194 amino acids)
Source: RefSeq, a predicted model, not a curated record